Molecule: messenger RNA, 306 nt
Organism: Cutaneotrichosporon cavernicola
Lineage: Eukaryota; Fungi; Basidiomycota; Tremellomycetes; Trichosporonales; Trichosporonaceae
Exons: 2
Coding region: 1-306 (101 amino acids)
Source: RefSeq, a predicted model, not a curated record
AUGGCUUCCAACUCGUCGCCUCGCGACGCGUUCUGGCGCUCUAUCAACACCGCCUGGGUACGCGUUGACAAGCGUGAUUCCCUCCUCGCCCUUCUCGAGGCCGAGACGCCGGGUCAGUUAAUCGACGCGGCUGCCGCCCUCACCCGCCUACUUCCCAACAUGCUCAGCAUUCUAGAAAGCACCCUCGAGACAUACACGUCUCCACAGCUCUGGUCCUGGAGCGUCGAGUGCAAGGGCGCCGUCAACGAACUCCUCAGCACAGAGGCCAACGUCAUCCUUGGGUCGUCGCAAUGGGAGAACAAGUAG